Molecule: messenger RNA, 1586 nt
Organism: Nelumbo nucifera (sacred lotus)
Lineage: Eukaryota; Viridiplantae; Streptophyta; Magnoliopsida; Proteales; Nelumbonaceae
Product: protein NDL1-like
Source: RefSeq, a predicted model, not a curated record
CAAAACCAGAAUUUCUCGAAGCACCUGCGGAAAGAGAGCAGCGAACAGCGAGAGAGAGAGAGAGAGACAAAGGUCUCGGCUUUCAGACAUAGAGAGCCGCGGCCAUGGCAGAUUCCAGCGAUUCUGUUUCUGUUGAUAUGGAGACAAUCUCUCUAGGUGGAAAGGAACAUAUCGUACAAACCGGCUAUGGUUCUGUUUCUGUUGCUGUGUUUGGAGAUCAGGACAAACCGGCACUUGUUACUUACCCUGAUUUAGCUCUAAACCAUAUGUCCUGUUUCCAAGGAUUAUUCUUCUGUCCAGAAGCUGCUUCUUUGCUGCUUCACAACUUCUGCAUUUAUCACAUCAAUCCUCCUGGGCAUGAGUUGGGAGCUGCUGAAAUUUCUCCCGAUAUGCCUGUGCCUUCUGUUUAUGACUUGGCGGAUCAGGUUGCAGAAGUUCUUGACUACUUUGGGCUUGGUGCAGUGAUGUGCAUGGGGGUAACAGCGGGUGCUUACAUCCUUACCCUAUUUGCUAUGAAAUAUAGGGAGCGGGUACUCGGUUUGCUACUUGUUUCUCCUCUAUGCAAGGCUCCCUCUUGGACAGAAUGGUUGUAUAAUAAGGUUAUGUCAAAUUUGCUUUACUUUUAUGGGAUGUGUGGUGUGCUGAAGGAGAUCUUGCUUCAGCGUUACUUUAGCAAGGAAGUUCGUGGUGAUGGACAAGUCCCGGAAUCAGAUAUUGUACAGGCAUGCAGAAGUUUGCUUGGUCAAAAGCAAAGCACAAAUGUUCUGCGGUUUCUUCAGGCGAUUAAUGGGAGACGUGACAUAACUGAAGGGUUGAAGAAACUACAGUGUCGGACACUAAUAUUUGUUGGUGAGAAUUCUCCAUUCCACUCGGAAGCUCUUCACAUGACCGCAAAACUUGAUAGAAGAUACAGUGCCUUGGUUGAGGUUCAGGCAUGCGGAUCCAUGGUGACGGAGGAGCAGCCUCAUGCAAUGUUGAUACCCAUGGAGUAUUUUCUGAUGGGAUACGGGUUGUACAGGCCGUGCCAGUUCAGUGGUAGCCCAAGGAGUCCGUUGAGCCCAUCGUGUAUCUCCCCGGAGUUGCUCUCACCGGAAAGCAUGGGCUUGAAGCUAAAGCCGAUAAAGACACGGGUUUCUCUGCAAGUUUGAAAACAGCAGGGAGGGAGGAUUAAUCCUGAAUGUUGUAAAAAAUAAUCUAUGUUUCGAGUUUUGAUUAGUGGGGGUGAGGGGGAUGAUAACCAUGCGGGACGGCGGGAGAUCUCUUUGGGGGAUUGUAGAUAGUGAGAGAAGAGGAAAAAAAAAAAACAAAGGAAGAUAAAUAUAGGAGGAAAGUAGAAUUCAUUUAUUUGUAGUCAGUCAUAAGUCAUUUGAGCUGAGCUGUCUGUAAAUCCAAGAGAAGAAACUGGGUUAUGAUGAUGACGAGCAAUAAUAAUAAAAGUGGUGGCGGUGGUUGCCUCAAUCAUGGCGGGGUUUGGAGGGUUUCGUUUUUCUUUAUUUUUUUUUCUUCUCUUGGAACAGUUUCUGCAGCGGUGAUGGAUGAUGGGUGUAAGUGUAAUAAAUUAAAGAAAAGCACAAACAGACACUAGA